GUGACGUUCGAUCGGGGCUGACAGACCAGGCUCCGAACCAUGGACAUGGGUCCUCGCUGCUCACACUGAAAUCCGGGGGUCUGAGAACCUUGCCUAUCCUCUUGCGGCUGAAUGGGGCUACCUAUCAUCAACAUCCAGCCGGAGACCAGAACCAGUACCUUGGCCCGCUGACAGAGAGGACAAUGGCUAUUCAGAGCUGAGAACUCCUGGUCGCCUCAAAGGAUGAAUCGUGUUGAGCGUCGGACAGUAUCUCUGGUAGCAUGGAUCAAGCGUUGGAAAGAAGUGCGACUGGGGCCGAAUCUUUGAAUAAAUAGGAGAGCUGUGAGACGCGCACAUCUGUCUGCAUCUGGAUAGAAUCAGCACUCGUACCUUGUCUAGAUUGUCCCUGACUGUAUCCCACCUCAACCAUGGCGACCGUUGACACCAUCCUUGCGCAACCCCAGGCCGCGCAGACGCAGGCCGGGGGGAAGAAGACGGCCCACGAGUUCUGGUCCGACUACCUGUGCUCCAUGGUUCGCCCGCUGCUCGAGGCCUCUGGCGCGUAUACCCCUGAGCAGCAAGCACAGCAGCUGCGGUUCCUUGUGGACCAUAUCGCGCCCACCCUGGGCCCGCUCCCGUCGGAAGCGCGGGCCAAGUACACCAUGACUUACGUCGACUCGCCCUUCGAGCCCAGCCUCAACCUGACGGGGACCGGCAAAUGCAAGGUCCGGUACAGUCUCGAGGUCGUAAAGCCGCCCGGAGGCGCCGAGAGCCCGGACCCGUUCGGCGAGAAGCGGGCCCGCGAGGUCCUCCUGAACCUCGCCAAAGCCUCGGGUGCCGAUACCAAGUGGCUCACCAGCGUCAUGGACCUGUUCUACUUGACGCCCGAGGAGACGGAGGCGAUGCGGAACAAGAUCCCCACCUUCAUGCCCAGCAGUCUGGUCGGGUUCGACCUGGAUGGCGAGAAGGCCAUGAUGAAGGUUUACAUCCUCACCAUGCGCAAGGCCAUCGCCUCUGGCGCCAUGUCGAGCAACCAGUACACGGUGGAGGCCUUGCGCAAGCUCGAGCCUUGGGGCUACAAGAUCGGGCCCGGCCUUGAUGUCGUUUCCGAUUACCUCGCCAACGCCAAGUACAAUGUGACGCUCAUCUUUGCGAGCCUCGACUGUCUUGACCCUUUCAAGAUCACCAGCGCCCGUGUCAAAACCUACUUCCACACCAGCAGCAACUCCUUCGCUGUGGCCCGUGAUGUCAUGACACUUGGCGGCCGCCUCACGGACGAGACCACCCUCAAGCGCGUCGAGAUUCUGCGGUCCCUCUGGCCCUUGCUCCGGAACGAGAAGCCCGGCGAGGGACCGGACCCUUCCGACAGGGACGCGUACGACGCCUGGGAGAAGCCCGAGCGAAUCACAGGCACGCCCCUCUCCGGCCUGCAGUACAACGUCGAGCUGAACCCCAGCAAGCCCGGCCUCGAGAUGAAGUGCUACGUCCCGCUAUUCCAGCACAACGCAACCGCCCAAGAGUCCGAGGCCAACGUGGAGAAGAUCCUGAGAAAGCUGCAGCACCAGUGGGGCAGCGACGGGAAGUACACCGAGGCCGUCAAGGCUGCCUACGCUAGUAACCGUAUCUCGCCGACCUUCGUGUCCUUUUCCUACUCCAAGAGCAAGGGUCCUUACAUGUCGUCGUACCUCCCGGGUGUGCUUGAAGAGGGCGCAGAGCUGAAGUCGACCAACUGGAAGUAUACUUAGAUAGUGUUGCGUUACUGUACCGGGGUUUGCCUGCGGUUGUACAACUUUCAUAGUCAAUGCCAGGGGAUACCGUAUCGAUCCAUGUGUGACCGGCGAUCUCAGGUUGAAUAGAUUAGCUUAAAUUGAUCUACU
Messenger RNA from Chaetomium fimeti, 1856 nucleotides. Its product is annotated as aromatic prenyltransferase. NCBI's taxonomy places the organism in Eukaryota, Fungi, Ascomycota, Sordariomycetes, Sordariales, Chaetomiaceae. The transcript has 3 exons. Gene Ontology annotation, molecular function: transferase activity, transferring alkyl or aryl (other than methyl) groups. Bases 408 to 1724 code for a protein of 438 amino acids. Gene Ontology annotation, biological process: alkaloid metabolic process. The record is from RefSeq and is a predicted model, not a curated record.